This is a messenger RNA of Drechmeria coniospora, 237 nucleotides long. RefSeq lists its product as uncharacterized. The record is from RefSeq and is a predicted model, not a curated record. The transcript has a single exon. The coding region runs from base 1 to 237 and encodes 78 amino acids. NCBI's taxonomy places the organism in Eukaryota, Fungi, Ascomycota, Sordariomycetes, Hypocreales, Ophiocordycipitaceae.
AUGGCAGGGAACCCUGCUGACCACUGCCGAGCCGUCCCCCGUCACGUCCGUCCGUGCCCCGGAUCGCUCGUCGUCGUUCAUCCUUUGUGCGUCUCCGAUAAUGUUCGGCUUGAGGCGCCAAAGGCACGCCCAGGCGCUCCCGCCGCCGACCAUGAAUCUUCCGGCUUGGACCUGGCGUCGUCCCCGAAAGAUGGGCCGCUGCCCGGUGCGCACGCGUUGGUAUGGUGCGCCGGCUAG